This is a messenger RNA of Fomitiporia mediterranea MF3/22, 474 nucleotides long. RefSeq lists its product as uncharacterized. Lineage: Eukaryota; Fungi; Basidiomycota; Agaricomycetes; Hymenochaetales; Hymenochaetaceae. The coding region runs from base 1 to 474 and encodes 157 amino acids. The transcript is spliced from 5 exons. The record is from RefSeq and is a predicted model, not a curated record. Gene Ontology annotation, molecular function: single-stranded DNA binding.
AUGUUCAAUCUACUUCGUGCCGCACGCGUCGAUGGUGCAUCUCAGCGCCUGUUUUCGACCACCGCGCGUCGCUCUCAUGAUGUUGCGAAAUUAACACUCGUUGGUCGUCUUGGCAGAGAACCCGAGACUAAGCUUACUGCUACCAACAAGGAGUACGUCACGUACGUCGUUGCGACAACGAAUUACCCGCCUCCGCCGCCAAAUCCCGAUGGCUCUCGUCCGUCUGCCAGGACCAGCUGGCAUCACGUUUACUGCUUCAUGCCUCAGAGUUUCGAGUACCUGCGGACUCUUCAAAGGGGUGCCCAUGUUUAUGUUGAAGCAAACUACGAGCUGCGUGAGCCAGAUGCCGCGGCUGAGCCUGGAUCUUUUCAAGGACAACGCCAAAUCUUCCUUCGUCAUGAGACAAUCCGCUUGUUGAGGUCCCCGAAACGUCACGACACAGAGGCAGAUGCAGAGGCAGAAUCUCCUGAAUAA